ACUAAGUUCAGAUUGCGGUGGGUGCCGGUCGUUACGCUCUGCACCACUACCCAAUUGCGACCGACGCAUUCCAUCCUGUGCAAAAUUAUCUAGUAACCAACAGCUCUGCCACAUUUCAAAGCACGCACAUAUCUGUGCUAUCAGAGUAGCGAGAAUGGCGCAGACGGUCAACAUCUCGGGUUACACCAUCGGCUGGACCGACCCUUUCAUCCUCCAGUAUGACUGGGCAAGGACUGUCUUUCUCGAGAGAUCAGAUGAACGCACCCGCGACUGGCCGCUGCUAUCCAACCCCAUCCCCGUGACCGUGCUCACCCUGGCAUGGCUCGUUUUCGUGCUAAAACUCGGCCCGGCCAUGAUGAAAAACCGCAAGCCGUUCACGCUGCGACGGCUCAUUUUGGGCAUCAACGUCCUCCAAGUCAUCCUCAACGCAUGGGUCACGUACGAGUUUCUCGCGGUAGGAUGGCUGGCCCACUACAAUUUCUGGUGCCAGGAAUGCGAAUAUGUGCGCACGCCAGAAUCCAUGAGGAUGGCCCGGGCGUGCUACGUUUACUUUGCACUCAAGCUCUUUGAUAUGAUCGACACUGUGAUUUACGUUUUGAGGAACAAACCGAACCAAGUGACUUUCCUCCACUUGUACCACCACGUCUCCACCCUCCUGCUCGCGUGGGUCGUCGCCACUUACGCGCCCGGCGGUCACGGAACUUUCGUGCAGCUUUUGAACACGAUCGUGCACGUCAUCAUGUACACCUACUACAUGAUCGCCGGUCUCGGUCCAAGAUUCCAAAGGUUUUUGUGGUGGAAGAGGUACCUGACUAGGAUUCAGCUGUUCCAGUUUGUCCUGCAAUUCGCGCACAACGUGAACGCGCUGCGCAUCGGGUGUAAAUACUCAAACGUGAUAAUCGCUAUGUUCCUGCCGAUAAUUGUGGGCACCUUCAGUCUGUUUAUGAACUUCUACAUCAAGAGCUACUUGAAGAGAGCGGAUCAGAAGAAGAAGCAAAAGUAGGCGAGAGAACAAAAGGCGCUUACUCACUCAUUGUCAGUAGCAAAACACUCACUUCCAGCAUCUCGAAGCACCAUUUUUUUAGCUAUUAUUUAUGAAAAUUACUCACUUCAUAUGAAGUCAUGUGGAAUAAAAAAUUACGGCCGUCGUUGCGGCUUAUUAAUUAUCACGCAA
Molecule: messenger RNA, 1174 nt
Organism: Cloeon dipterum
Lineage: Eukaryota; Metazoa; Arthropoda; Insecta; Ephemeroptera; Baetidae
Product: very long chain fatty acid elongase AAEL008004-like
Exons: 8
Coding region: 155-1003 (282 amino acids)
Biological process (GO): fatty acid elongation, saturated fatty acid; sphingolipid biosynthetic process; fatty acid elongation, polyunsaturated fatty acid
Cellular component (GO): endoplasmic reticulum membrane
Molecular function (GO): fatty acid elongase activity
Source: RefSeq, a predicted model, not a curated record